CGCAAAGUUCAGCUCCCCUGGCAUGUCUUCUGCUGUAGCAGGGUCUGUUCCAAAGGUUUCCGCAUUUUGUUUACAGCAUACAAAUUUUUCGUUCUACAGCAUACAAAUUUUUCUUCCCAGCUUCUUCCCAAGACGACGACAUCUUUAUCGAUCGUCUUGCAAGGUGUGUGUCCUUUCGUAUUUCGACAGGCUUUAGAAGACCAGUGAACACCAAGUGAAGCCAACCAAGCUUCUUUUCACAACCAACCAACGUCACAGAGUAAAAGUCACAAAGUAAAAGUCACAAAGUAAAAGCAAGAGCCAUGGCGGAACGAGCCUCCCUCAAGUACAACAACCUUGCCCGUCAGGAGUCGUCUGACUUUUGCGCCUCCUCUGACAGCAACGAGCGCGCCUUUGUGGACGAGAUCCUACAAGACGAGCCGCAGGAAGACGUGAGUGUCUCGGAGGAAUGUUUUGACGAGGACGAUGAGGACCUCGAAGGCACUGGGGUCUCCAGUUCGGGGCGUGCCAAGAGCGAUUCCGACUCUGUCGUCCAAGAUCCCGAAGAAGACGAGAAGAUCAAGUUCACUCCCGAGAUGACCCGCAAUGUCUUUCGUCUCCGCAUGUUGGUCAUUGUGGUCCUCUUCAUCGCCGCUGGCGUGGUUUCCUUUGUCGUCUUCUCCGUCAGCAACGGAGGAGAAAUCGAAGAGUUUGAAUCCAACUAUGAAGGCACCGCCACCAAGGUCCUGGAAGUGUUUCAAGGAAUCUUCACGGAGAAGCUCGACGCGGUGGCCUCCUUGGCCAUUGCCACCACGGCGCACUCGGUGGAUCACAAGGACCAUUGGCCCUUUUCAACCCUCUCCUUCUUCCAAGAACGAGCCACUGCCGCCCGCAAGCAGUCGGGGACGCUCUUUACAGCCGUGGUCCCUUUGGUCACCUACGAAGAUCGUGACGCAUGGGAGAACUACACCCGGGUGGACCCCGUCGGCUGGAUUCAAGAAGGACUUGAUGCGCAAGACCAGUGGGACCCCAUGAGACUCGGUGUCAGUCUGCCUUCGUAUGCUGGAACGGUACACCCUGGCUACAUUGUGCAUGAUGACUGGGAACUUGGAUUGAUUCGCGAUGAAGGUUACGGUCCUUACUUCCCCAUCUGGGCGGCUUCUCCGGUUGUCAAGGGUUUGGUCAACUUCAAUCUGGGUUCCCUCCCAACGUGGCUCGAAGAGAUCGCGACCAGUAUGCAAAAGAAUGCGGUGGUCAUUGGAAGGAUGUUGACACCACCUCCCGGCAACGCCCUUCAUGCAGGCUUUCUCACCCGCUUCUUUGCCACCUUGCUCAGCAUCAAGUACGCCAAACCAACCGAGUACCAGGGUGACCCCUUCAGCUACGUCUUCUUCCCCAUCUUUAACAACUUUGAUCACAAUCACACUUCCGUAGCGGUCUUGUUCACUGUCAUCAAUUGGGCCACUUUCUUCGAAAACCUUCUUCCAGAUAACAUCAUGGGCGUUACCCUCGUGCUGGAGAAUGGGUGUGAUCAGCCAUUCACUUACACAAUCAAUGGACCAGAAGUCGUUUUCCAGGGUCCAGGUGACCUUCACGACAUGAAGUAUGACGAAUUCAUGAGAACGGCAUCGUUUAAAGAACUCGAGAAUCGUACCAAAAGCGCUUCCGAUGUUUCCAACAUCAACUUUGCCCUCGAUUCCAACGAGUGCCCCUACAGCAUCCGCAUCUAUCCCUCCCAAGCAUACGUUAAUAUGCACACCACUGCCACUCCAGAAACCAUCACAACUGCCGUCGCCGGGAUCUUCAUUUUUACAGCUCUCAUGUUCUUGAUCUACGACCGCCUGGUCGAGCGCAGGCAAAAGAUCAUUUUGAGCAAGGCAACCCACUCCACGGCCAUUCUCUCCUCCAUUUAUCCCAAGAACAUUCGUGAUCGACUCCUCGAAGAUGCGGAACGCAAGGACAAGGAAGGAAACGGAUCCGGCAAGAAGAACGGCAACAACUCUAACAGCCCAGGUGACUUUAUGGCGCCAAACCACCGUCUCAAGUCCUUCUUGAGUGGCAGUGCCGCUGGAUCCAUGGAUGGUACAUCUGGAGGCCAGCCAUUGGCCGAUCUCUUUCCACACACAACCGUGCUCUUUGCUGACAUUGCCGGAUUCACCGCUUGGAGCUCCGUCCGUGAUCCUUCCCAAGUGUUCAUCUUGCUGCAAACUUUGUAUGGUGCAUUCGAUGAUCUGGCAAAGAGGAGGAGGGUGUUUAAGAUAGAGACUAUCGGCGACUGCUAUGUUGCGGUCACCGGUCUUCCGAAACCUCAAGACAACCACGCAAUCAUCAUGGCUCGCUUUGCACACGAUUGUCUCGUUCGUAUGAGACAAGUUACACGGCAGCUGAUCUCUUUGGGGCCCGGUACAGAUGAACUCGGUAUUCGCCUCGGGCUUCAUAGCGGACCUGUCACUGCAGGUGUGUUGCGUGGAGACAGGGCACGCUUCCAAUUGUUCGGUGAUACUGUUAAUACUGCCGCUCGGAUGGAAAGCACGGGAGUUCGAAACAGAAUCCAGGUUUCUCAGCAAACGGCUGCCUUGUUGACUGCAGCUGGAAAAGGUCACUGGUUAAAGGCUCGCGAUGAUUGUGUUCACGCCAAGGGCAAAGGGGUUUUGAGCACAUUCUGGGUCCUUGUCAAGAGAGGGGGUAGCGUCGCUUCUUCCAGCAGUAGUGUCAGCGAUGCAACCCCCGGUUCUUCAGUGCCUAGUCUUUCUAUUGCCGACCGGAAAGCAAUGGAAGAGGCAAGCCGCAGGAGCCGUCUUGUUGACUGGGUUGUCGAAAUGCUCUUGCAUUACAUGCAGCAAAUUUGCGCCUUACGCCACACCAAGAAUGUUGCUCCAAGCACAGAAGACCUUGUUCUCACCAAAACAGACUGCAACCUUGAUGAGCUGGUGGACGCGAUCUCUCUUCCAAAGAUCGAUGCGUCCAAGAUGAAGGUGCCCAAAGAAGAGGCCAUCAGCAAAGAAGCUGUUGAUCAACUUCGAAACCUAGUCACCGAAAUUGCAAAAACUUACAACGACAAUCCCUUUCACAAUUGGGACCACGCCUGCCACGUGACGAUGGCAUGUCACAAGUUCUUGCAACGCAUUAUAUCUCCUGAUUUGGAUGUCGCAGAGCUAGAACUUGCGGAGAAGAACACCGAGAAGUUUGUGUCUAAUCUGCAUGAUUUUACCCACGGGAUCAACUCGGAUCCUGUGGCCCGAACUGCAAUCAUCUUUUCUGCAUUGAUUCACGAUGCCGACCACCGUGGUGUCUCCAACGCUCAGCUUGCGAGAGAGGAUGAAGCCAUGGCGGAGUUCUACAACAAAAAGUCAAUCGCGGAACAGAAUUCAUUGGAUAUCUGCUGGAACAUGCUCAUGUCCCCCGAAUACUCUGAUCUGAGGCGAUGCCUCUUUGCCAACGAAUCCGACAUGCGCCGAUUCCGUCAAGUCUGCGUCAACGUCGUCCUUGCAACCGAUAUCUUCGACAAAGAGCUCAACGAUCUCCGCAAGGCACGAUGGAACCGAGCCUUCGCGAUCGUAACCGAAAGUAAAGAUGGCCAAGACGAAGAACAGGCAGUUGUGGAUGCCAGUCCCCCCGAAGAGAAACCGACAGGAAAUGACAGUGGCCUCCGUGCGACGAUUGUGAUUGAACACAUUAUUCAAGCCAGCGAUGUGUCGCACACGAUGCAGCACUGGCAUGUUUAUCGCAAGUGGAACCGUCUCCUGUUCCACGAAAUGCACGAAGCCUACCGCAAUGGGCGAAUGGGGGCAGAUCCCGCAAAGUUCUGGUACCAGGGGGAGCUUGGCUUUUUUGACAACUACAUCAUCCCCCUUGCUAGAAAGCUCAAGGACUGCAAUGUCUUUGGUGUCUCUAGCGAAGAGUGCCUCAACUAUGCUUUGCGAAACCGCGAAGAAUGGCAAGAGAGAGGAACAGAGAUUGUUGAGGAUUUGGUGGCUGAGCUAGCAGAGAAAGAAAUCAAGGAAGCCGCCAAAGAAACAAUCGAAGAAUAGGCUCCCAGUUGUGCCUCCGUAGCCAGCUGCCGAUAUUGUCGAUGGGGUUCAAGGGGCGGGCAGCCUGACGACUACAACCACAACCACAUGAAUUCACUAACCCAAGUAUUUAGAACAUUAGUUAUGCAUUUG
Molecule: messenger RNA, 4142 nt
Organism: Seminavis robusta
Lineage: Eukaryota; Bacillariophyta; Bacillariophyceae; Naviculales; Naviculaceae
Source: the annotation of a GenBank genome assembly